Molecule: messenger RNA, 12126 nt
Organism: Porites lobata
Lineage: Eukaryota; Metazoa; Cnidaria; Anthozoa; Scleractinia; Poritidae
Source: the annotation of a GenBank genome assembly
AUGUUAAAUCCGUGUAGUACACAAGUGUGGUUUAUUGUGGAGCUAUGUGAUCUGGCUCAAGUCAAAAGCAUACAAAUUGCAAACUUUGAACUAUUCUCUUCUACUCCUGAAAGCUUUCGGGUGUAUGUCAGUAAAAGAUAUCCCACGAGAGAGUGGACUGUGUUAGGGACAUUUCAAGCUCGCGAGGAAAGGACGAUACAAACUUUUCCACUAGAUGAACCAAUCUAUGCCAAGUACUUUAAGGUAUGAAUCUGUGAACAGUUUGCUGUCAAGUCGCCCAAAGCCAAAGUUAGUCGUCAGGCCCCAGUUGUAUAAAAAAUGGAUAACAUUAUCCACCCGAUACGUCACUAUCUACUGGAUAACACGACUGGUUUCCCUAAUACUUAUCCAUGGUGGAUAGUGCUAUCCAAGUUUUGAACAGCUGUGGCCAGAAGGUUUAUUAUGCUUAGCAACUUUCUAACAUCCUAUUACACAUUAGUCGCACUUGUUUUGUCUCAUUGAGGCUUAAAGAACGAGAUAUAUUACUCAUAUAAUUAUUGUGCCUUUUUCGCCUUCUUUUGGCUUAAUGAGUGACAUAUUUAGUGAACAACACAUUUAUCAUGCUCGUUUUGUCUAAGGCUUUAAAAAACAAGACAUUGCACAUAGGACGCUUAUAUGGUUGUCUUAUUAACGAAUCACUUAUUUUAAGUACCUUGUUGGUAGAAAUUUCUUUCUUUUUUUGGAAUUCAGUCGAUGCGAAGACAAUUUUUAGCUUUUUUAAACAGAUACAUUGUAGUAAGUACACCUUAGUGUGACAUAAACCCUGUAAGUACCUUAUGUGUUGUCCUUCAUUCAAUUAGGUUGAGAUGUUGAGUCACUUUGGCUCAGAGCAUUACUGCCCACUGAGCCUUCUGCGUGUGCACGGCAGCAGCAUGAUGGAAGAGCUGGAAGACCAUGAAACAGAUGGACAGGAAGAGAACGAUAACAGUGACAGUGACAGUGAUGUGCCAGUGUUACCUUCUGAUCCUAGUGCCAAGGUUGAAGAUCAAACCCAAAAUCUGCUGGAAAGAGCAGCUGAUACGGUUUUUAAUCUGGUCAAGAAAUUCACUGGAAAUGGGCAUGAUAACAAGCAAGAUAAGGAAGGUUAUGACAGUAAACUCGGCACCCAAGACAAUAAAAUGACUGCUUCUGAGAAGGAAUCCCAAGGUGAAAGCAAGGGCAAAAUUGUCACUCUUGUUGGUCAUGAAGAGCUCAACGAAAAUUCACAAAUGACUAGUGACAAUGCCUGUAUAUUAAAGCAAGGUCACAGUCGUGAUAGAAACGCUUCACAAGGAAAAUGUGUGUCUGGUAAUAUAAGCCAUGAAGGUAGUCCACCUUGCAGCAAAGCAGAUAACGAGGGAGAGACUCGUACAUGUAGCCCUGCUCCGUCAGCAUGCCAGUUGUUUGCCCAGGUAUUGGGGCACUACAGUCUGGGGUGUUUUGUGGGACGAAUACUCUUUUCAAAGAAUGAAAACUUUACAGUAUCAAUAAAUUUAGCCACGAGUGGUGAUUACAAGCGAAAUUCUAUUUUAACUCAUGCGAAAGGUAAAGGUGAAUCUUAUCAAAAGAAAGAAAGUCAAGACCAAGAGAAAGUUCCUGCAGAACAGGCUGGAGAACCAUCUACUGUUGACAACUCAGAAGAGAACAGUGCUGAAUUAGAUAUUGUAGACCAAGAAUUCUCUGUUAUCAUUCCUGAAAUGUCUUCCAGCGUUCUGAAAAUAUCAAAUGAAGUUACCAGCUCAGGCGCAUCGGGAGUUUCAGAAUAUGUUGACCCUUCGCCCGGAGUUUUGCAGCCUAGCGAGUCACUAAACAUUUUCGUGUCAGAGGAUGAGAAGAAGAGGGAAACUGAUGAUAAAACCCCUUCGUUAGCAGAAGUGUCAGUUGUUACGUCCUUACCUUUAAAUGCCACUCUGCCGGCUUCUUCAUCUGUGGUACUUAAAAGUUCCCAAGUGCCAGUAAUUAAGGAUUCUUUUGUUGAUGUUCCACAAGGUGAAUCCAAGUUACACGAUCAGCAGGAGUUAAAUAAACAACCUGUACAAAGCAUUCCUGACAGACCGUCAACUGUGUUAGAAAGUGAACAGGCACACUCUGUGACAAAAGGCACUUCUCAGCAGCCAUUACCUAUGAAUGCGAAGGAUAUAAGUUCCAAAGAUGAAGAGAAAAUAGAAGACAAUGUAACGGUUACUGAUGAAUUAAAUGGUAGCAAGGGUGAAGAUAAAACCGAAGCUACAUCAUCGGAAUGCAAAGGGCCAAAUUUAAUUCACAUUAUGUCUCAAUCUUCUCCAGAUAUUGACGUCUUGGAGACAAAACUCACUGACAAAGAUGGACGAGAGGGUACUGCUCAAUUACCUGAAGAGGUACAGUUAGAAAAAGAGCCUAUACAUAGUGCCAUUGAAGCGUCAGAAUCAACCAAAGCAACUGAUUUUUCAAGCAUAAAUUUAGAGCCAGUUAGAACAGAAGGUGAAGGAUUGAAACCAGAUUUGGACAACCAGGAGCUGGGUAUUGAGAGCACAAAAUUGGAAUCCAAAAUGUUGGAAUCUGAAAAUGUGGGUCCAGUUAUUCAGCCUACCAUUCCUCCUAGUAUUGACAUUACUGACACUUCAGACCCUGUUGUUCCAUUGCCAGCUCCUCCUGUUAUUGGAGACACAAGCUUGCCUAGCCAUGAGUUUUCAACUGCAGCAUCGUCAGCAGAAGCUACUCUUGAUACUUCAAUCCUCAGCAAAGCUCAACAAGCUGCUGUUUCUUCUUCAGCUGGAGUAUCGUCAUGGGUCGGGUCAGGAGGGCAGAUGGAAUCCAUAUUUGUUCGUCUUAGUAACAAGAUCAAGGUUCUGGAACAGAAUUUGAACAUGAGCACCCUGUAUAUGGAACAGCUGCAUCAGAGGUAACUUUUACAAAAUCUCUUCAAUUCCUUGUUGAUACAGGUGGUUACAGCACCAUGUUCUGUUUAAAACUUUACUUGUGUGGGCCCAGGCUCCGGCUGCAAAAGGGAAAAGGCGAAAAAAAAAAACACAGCAAAUGAAGGGGCGGAAAUGACAAAAAAGUGGGAAGCUGGGGACGGGAAUUCUUUUUUUCUGUUGCCCUUUUCCACACCCCAGUCCAUGGUUUUUGUUGUAGUUGUAGUUGUUGUUGUCUUUGUUUGUUUUUUCUUUUCUUGUCUUUUUUUUUUUUGCUGUUUCACCCCCUUUUUCACCUUUUCCUCCACUACAGAGCCUGGUCCCAGGCUAAAGCUACAUGUACAACCUGAUAGACAAAACUCUUCAGAUGGUUCCAUCUAUUAAUUUUUAGAAUUACGCGCCAUAUUACCAUCUCCUCUAAACAUCGAAUAAAAUUACCCCAACCUCUCCCCCUAUUCAAUAGUGGUUUGGCCUUUAAACCAGUGUAUAUAAUUCUGGACCCAGUUGUUCGCAGGCUGAUUAGCGCUUAACCCAGGGUUAAAUUUAACCCAGGUUUCUUUUUCUUUUUUCCAAAGCAUUUUCUCGGAUAAUUUGCUCCGUUGUUUUUAAGACCAUCCAAUCAUCAACUUGUUGACAAAAAGAAUUUAACUGAAUUUACUUUUUAAGCUUUCAUAUCUGAAUUCUUAUUUCGCACUAACCCUAGGUUAUCUUAACCCAGUUUUGAACAAUCCGUCCCUGGGCCCGGUUCCUGAAAGGUCGAUUAGCGCUAAUCCAGGAUUAAAAUUUUGUUCCGUUUUUGUAAUUUACCUUCCUACGUAUUGCUUAGAGUAAUCUUUUGUGUUAUCAUUGCUGUAUCUCGGGGUAAAGGCUCAACAGUAUUUUUUUAGCUUGAGUUGCAUGUCCUUAGAGAAGAAAACCUUCCUUAAAACUAAGCUUAAUCCAGGGUUAAACGUAACUAUCUUUCGAGGAACCGGACCCUGGUAUUACUCGAAAAAUCAUUGGAAGAGAGGAAGGGGGAGUAAGGCAAUUCACUUAAGCGAGGGGUUUCAUUUUAGUCCGAAUGACAAGAAAAAAUAGGUCUUUUUCAAUUUGUAUCAACCGGUUUGGAUCACAGUUGUAGCUGGGCUCUAAAACCAUUGUAUUGUAGUACAUGACCAGAGUGAAAUAAAAGUAGUUUAGAGUGCUCAGAGAAAAUACUAGGGACAAUCCUAUAACUUCGUAUCUGUUAGUUCCUUCUUCAAAGAAGUUAUGUUUAUGUAGCCUGAAAUUCAGACGUUACUGAGGGACUAAAAACGACUCAAAAUAGUUGUCUGAAAUCAGGCUUAUGUUUAAGGUCAUUGUGAAGAUUCUCCUCCCCUCCCCCCCUAAAUCUUCAGACCUGCAGCUUGUGCCUUGUGUCUUUUCUUGUUAGAAUGCACGUUGUGUUUGUCUGGUUUUGAUCUUAUCAAGAGAAACAAAGUUGAUGCUUUAUGAUGCUAACAAGAGUUGCCUUAUUUCCGGUCACAGAUACCGCAAGUCAGUGGAAGAAUUACAGAAGAACUCGGAUAAGAAAGUUGCCCUGUUGACCAAUGCUACCAAGAAGGCAGAAACUAUUGUAUGUAUGAUCUUUAUAAUUCUUAGUGUUGGGAAAAAGUGGUGAGAGUUUCGAAGCAAUCAGUAACUCUAUCCUUUGUCGAAGCGAGCGUUCAUGUUCUUAGCGUAACAUUAAUCUGAGGAAGUUGAACCUUCACAAAAUAGAAUAUACACCCGCUAAUAAGAACCUGUGAAUUAAGGACCUGCUGGCAGAAAUUUGGCAUUUUAAUACCCAAAAAUGUAAGAACUUGUUUAGCCAAGAAAAAUCAACCAGGUUCUUGUAUGUGUCUUACAGGUAAAUACUGUAAAGAUAAACAUUUUGACCAAGGAGUUUGAAUUCGAGAUUGCCCAGUGACAUUACAAGAAGGUACUCGCACCAAACUGUAAUUACAGAUAGAAGUAUUACUGUAAUUGAAAUUCCUACAACGAAAAAAAGUUUAUAAAAAGUACAGAUUGUAAUUGUCUUCAUGAACUUUGCAUGAAGGUUUGCAAUGUAUAGUUGUGAAUAAACACUGUAUAUUUAAGGACCAAACUCUCAAGUUUCUUUAUUUUUCUGGUAGUCAACAGCUAUAUCUCCUUCAUAGAAAUGAAGAACCUAGUAAAGAACGUUCUUAGCCUGAAUUACCAAUAACUACCCCCAAUUAAACACUGUAUAUUUAAGGACCAAACUCUCAAGUUUCUUUAUUUUUCUGGUAGUCAACAGCUAUAUCUCCUUCAUAGAAAUGAAGAACCUAGUAAAGAACGUUCUUAGCCUGAAUUACCAAUAACUACCCCCAAAUAAAAGAGCCUUGUUUGCCAGGCGUCAAAUAAUGUAGGUUCUUAUUAGCUGGUGUUUACUCUUCCGUGUAUUUUCUACCCCUCAAUUCGCAAAAAUGAACGUUCACAGGCAUUUUGUUCAUCAUCCUCUUCAAAAUUAUCCGUUUGAGAUUGGGCGAGAUUAGUACAAUAAUAAUAUGGCGUGAAUGCCCUACUUUGCAACACACGGAUUUCGACCGAGCGCGCUCCUUGUCAACGAUCUUAAGUGCUCAACGAAUUAAAGCUAUGGAACAAGCUCGAGUUGGAUGAAUUAUCUGCUGUGAAAGACAGUUUCAAACUUACUCCACCCAGAUGCUCUCUAUUUGCCCGUCACUUGAAGAUAACGUCAACACUGGUGUAACGAUGGUAGAACCUUAACACAACCAUUUACGUUCGAUGGCGUUCGCCACGUUCCAUCAAGCGCCGCGUUUGGUAUACGUUCUACAGUGUAGACGAUUUCCUGUGCAAGUGUCUUGUUUACAUGCACAUAUUAAUCGAGCCAAUGUUACUUCUUUUUAAAUGUACACUUUACACAUUUCCUUCUACAGAUCAACAACCAAAAGGAACAGAUCACUAAACUGCAAUCAAAGCUGGAUAACCUGACCAACGCAGUUGGUGAUAUGAAAGCCCGUAUGGAUCCACUCAAUAAGGAAGUGAUGGAGCGCCAUGUUAUCGGUCUUUGCAUUGAAAUAGUCUUAAUUCUUCUUCUGUUUAUACUGUUUGCAAAGAGAAACAAUAAUCAGGUGACUUCUAACUCAGUGCACCUUAUGAACGGUCAUGGCCCCCCUCGACUUGCAAUUGAAGAUAGCAAGCGCAGCAAAGCCGCUGUCUUGUCUGAAGGUGAGUACUACGUUCGUGCACUGGGAAUAUUCAUCUGGCAUUUUAUCAACUUGAUAUCAACAUGAAAUGUCUCCCCACAUACCUCCUUACGUUCUGCUUAGUAGUUAAAAAUAUCAACUUGGAUUACUUUUUAGUUUGCUGUUUCUGAGUUCCAAAAACUCUCAUUUUCAAAACGAGGCUAAGUGACAUUGUUUUCUCGUGAAAAUGAGUUUAAUCUGCAUGACAAUGAAUAUUAUUAUCAUAUCAAUUAUACUUCAGAACGCAUUUAUGCAACAAGAGGUUUUCAGAACCCUUUACUUGUGAUAUCGGAGCAAUAUAUUUUGUUCAUUCAUUAUUCAUUUUUACCACCACAUUACAAGUUAUUGAAACAUCUAUUGUCGGUCCAAUGUGUACAGUGUACAAACGUAUUUAUUUUUUUCGUUAUUUAUUUGUUUUUAUUUUAGUUCCCAGGUUAAGUGGAAAAGAACAGCGUCUUUUCAGUUUUGUGAAGAUGGCGGAACCGGAGAGUAUCGUAGGCGGCACUGAUACAGAUCACCAUGACAACAAAUUAGUAAAGGCAGGUUUUCACACAAUGCAGUUGUGUAUUUUAUAAUUGAAUGGUGAAAGCUAAUCCUUGAUGUUUGAAUUUGAAUGUUAAAAUGUUAGUCCACUAGAAGGUUUCUAGAGUAAGCUCGAAUUAUCAUUCGCCAGUUCUAUUUAUUUCCAGAAGGGGAAAAAUUCACACAUGUCCAAUACUCUCGAAACAAACUCGCUUAAUAAAAAGCCAGUGAGGGAACACAGAGUAACAAUUCGGAGAGGGCCUGGGAGGGUUACAUCUAAAGCAGCAAUCCACAGGCAUCCCAAACCAUCAAAAUAGAAGUUUUCGAGACACAAGGAGGGAAAAUACAUUUUAUGUUUCUCAAGUUAAAAUUGUUUUGGAUGAGGUGGUAAAUCUGUUUGCCACCAAACACCCACGGAGGCUGGAGCUCGGGACUAUCCUGAGGGAUUAGUUCCGCAGUAUUUUGAUGAAUCAUUUUACAUCGUGAAAUUACUCCUUUAUAACUUAAUUCAAACAUUUGUAUUCGACAAAUGUAAUAUUCAGUUCCUACCAAGAGAGGAUAAAGGGGACAGAGAAGGCAUCCUCCAUACACACCCAAUUCCAUAGGUAAUUCGUCUCGAGUUAUUUUUAAGACCACAGAACCCAAGGGGGAUUAGACAACAGCCAAUCACAUAGCGCGAAUGUGUUCUGUGGAUGACCCACGCUCAGAGCCACGCGUCCUUCACGAAUUGAGGCAGAAAAAAUGGCGGAAGACGCGGAGAGCAAUAUUGCUAUUCGUUUUGUCGACGAAAACGAUUAAAGAGAGAUCUCUGCUAAAGCUGUGUCAGCGAAAAGGAAAUUAAAAAAGAAUCGCCCUUCCUCUCUUGUAUAGAGCUAACAGUACAGCAGGGAAAUCCUUAACACAGUGAAUAUUCUCUCAAGAUCAUUUAUAAUUCAAAUUUGUAAAACUAAUUACAUGUACAUGAAUAUUACUUGCUACUUGCUUUAUUGUACAAGCGACCCGUUUCAAUAGACCGGCGAAAUCUCUCAUUAUAUUAAGCACUGAGGUUACGAUAACUUCGAGUUAAACUGAUUUCACGGGUUGUCAAAGAGUCGAGCGAUUCCCUUUUCCCAGGUGAGCGCCGACUCAUUUCGCUUCAAUAUUCAGAAAUGCUCUCUAUCUCUUUACGCUUUCAUUGCCUUUCGCACGAAAUGUUUUGCACGGCGUUUAGUCAAGCGAAACCUCCACGAAACAUCCACGCAGCGCCCAAAGUAACUUUAUCCCUAUUCUAAAAAUAACUCGAGACGAAUUACCUAUGGAAUAGGGUGUGUAUGGGGGAUGCCUUCUCUGUCCCCUUUAUCCUCUCUUGGUUCCUACCGUGUACUUUGCCGUUACAAUUUCUCAUGUAUUGUUACCUUCCUACAUUUCGGUAGUUCGGUAGUUCGGUCCACUUUCGCCUCGUUAGCACCCCCCCACAUAAAAUCCUGGUUACGGGCCUGCAAUCGACACCUUUGCACUGAAGCGUCCAUGAUCUUUCCUUCUUGCUAGUACCCUAACUGAGUAAACAGCAAAUCACAGGACUACAGUGUGUGUUUUAAUGUAUUCAACGAUAAUGAACAUAUAUGUUGUAGUUACAUUUCUAUACCCAAAAACAAAAGAAAAACAAAAAUUACCUGAGAUAAAAAAUUAACAAUCUACAACAUAAACACUAUCUCUUCACUGGAAGCGAAAAAAAGCUAGCUUCAUAUGGCACUGUUAUUAGAAAUUUGUGCUUAGAAUCACAAAAUGAAAUUUCAGACGACCUAAAGUGUUAAAACUUUCCAGGAAACCCUCUGAAGAUUUAUUGUCAAUCUAGGCAAAAAUACCACAUUAGGAACCCCUCUAUGCAAAAAUGCUGGCUACACUCCUGCUGAUUGUUUCGACAACCAGUCCGACAGUCAUCUCCAGAGUCCAAUACUUUUUGUAUUACUGAAUUAGAGUCAUGGCAGCAAAAAAUCGUACUUUUAGCUUGUAAAGUCCUUGUUAUGUAAGCCGUUCCUUUACAAAAGAUGUGCCUUUACCUUUAAACUCCUCCAUCUACGUUGUCAUCCAGAUGAUGAAAACAUGAAAAAAUGUAAAAUUGACAUUUGACAUACCCAAGCAAAGGUCAAAUUCACAAUUUACCACAAAAUAGUGUGUCAAAUACCCGGGAUGGGGGGCAGGGGGGAUGUUGAAAUUUUCAAUUGAUCAGCACAUAAGGUUUAUGCUUCAUUAAUAUGCUUUUAUUAUGAAAAGAUUCGUCAUUUUUAAGGAACCUAGGAGUUCCAAACCAUUUCAUAAAAGAACCUAGACUUGCAUAAUUAUCAUCACUCGGAUAAGUAAAUGUUAAAAACUACACUUCAAUACCAGCUCUAACACAUUAUAAUGAAUUGCCAACUGGUCUACUUGCAUGUAAUUGCAUGCAGUGGUGCGUAUAGUAACUGUAAGUACAUGCAGAUAAUAAAUAGUGGUAUUUUCCUGGCUACUUACUUUUGGAUCAAAAUCUCAGGCAAAAGACAUCUCUUUCUGAGGGAUGCCAAAGUCCUUCUGAGGGAUUCCAUUUGCAACACACCUCCUUCUAAGGAUACCAAACCCCUUCUGAAACGUCUCCUUCGGAGGGAUGCCAAAAUCCUACUGAGAGAUUCCAUUUACGAGUUUGAAAAUAGAUAACUCCGCCGAUUCUUCCCUCGGAGGAAUUCCAAAUUCGCACUUCAGGUUACGUUUUUGCUUUCUUAUUGCUCUGAUUUAAUAUCGAAAGAUUCCACAUUUUCAAGGAACAGUGGAAUUUAAGACAAUUCCAUAUGCCUUUUCCUUGCCGUUCAAAUUCUUUACUCGUAAAUUCUUUUAGAAAGUCAUUGAUCGAAAGAUUCGCCAUCUUGGCCAUUUUGUCGAUCAGGCAACUCUUGUUUCUAGUCCCCCUCGAUCGCAUCCUUCGUGUUCCCCGACAGUUCGCGUUACAUGAUCCGACCUGUAGCACGCUCACUUUGUCAAAUCUAUAAAUUGACUUGUUUCACUUCUCCUGGAGUAUAACAACGAACUAACAUAUCGAAAUUCGGGAGCUGGACGAAUAGAGAACGCAUAUCGCUACCGCCAUUCGCUACACAGAAAUUGUUAUACUAAAUUAUCUCAAAUACGAGUUCGCUUUUAAAAAGAAAUUACCUCAUGAAGCGAUGCAGUUUUUGAUCGAUGAUCGGACUUCACCAGCCUUUUCUCGCUAACCAAAUAAUUAAGAUUACGUACCACAUUUUCCCGACCUCUUAUACACCUCUCCACUGCGAAAGACUGAUACAGUAGACUCCGUUUCACACUUUUCCACCUCGUUCAACAUGAUGACAAUUUUUGACCUGGCGUUACGAAUAGAAAAUGUUCUUCUCCAGGCUUUCGAAUCUAUUCGAAUCUAAUGGAUACAAUGGAUUCCACUGGAACGCCUUUUCACCCCCUUAUACAACAGGAGUGGAAUUUUCUAAGUCUCUCACAAAUAGAAAAAUGUACUUUUCCAUCGGAAUCUAUUCGUUUCCAAUGGAUCCGAUGGACUCCAUCGGAACGACUUUCCACCCCCUCAUGUAACAUGAGUGGAAUCAUUCUAAGUCUCUCACGAAUAGAAAAUGUACUUUUCCAUCGGAAUCUAUUCGUGUCCAAUGGAUCCGAUGGACUCCAUCGGAACGACUUUCGACCCCCUCAUCCAACAUGGCGGAAUUUUUCUAAGUCUCUCACGAAUAGAAAAUGAACUUUUCCAUCGGAAUCUAUUCGUGUCCAAUGGAUCCGAUGGACUCCAUCGGAACGACUUUCGACCCCCUCAUCCAACAUGAGCGGAAUUUUUCUAAGUCUCUCACGAAUAGAAAAUGAACUUUUCCAUCGGAAUCUAUUCGUGUCCAAUGGAUCCGAUGGACUCCAUCGGAACGACUUUCGACCCCCUCAUCCAACAUGAGCGGAAUUUUUCUAAGUCUCUCACGAAUAGAAAAUGAACUUUUCCAUCGGAAUCUAUUCGUGUCCAAUGGAUCCGAUGGACUCCAUCGGAACGACUUUCCACCCCCUCAUCCAACAUGAGCGGAAUUUUUCUAAGUCUCUCACGAAUAGAAAAUGAACUUUUCCAUCGGAAUCUAUUCGUGUCCAAUGGAUCCGAUGGACUCCAUCAGAACGACUUUCCACCCCCUCAUCCAACAUGAGCGGAAUUUUUCUAAGUCUUUCACGAAUAGAAAAUGAACUUUUCCAUCGGAAUCUAUUCGUGUCCAAUGGAUCCGAUGGACUCCAUCGGAACGACUUUCGACCCCCUCAUCCAACAUGAGCGGAAUUUUUCUAAGAAUACACUUGGUAGGACUUUACACCAAUAGACUUCCGGUUUUCCGAUGGAAAGCAAGGGGAUACGACUGGAUUCUGGUCGACAGUAUUGGACAACCCGCGAAAAAUUAUGGUGUAUACUGUUGCAUUGCAAAUACAGCCACCUCUCGUCGCUCUCCGUCGCUAGGAAAUGUCCCGACCCGACGGCGUGGAGCGAUGUGAGUGGGCUGUAUUUAAUGGAUAGUAGGAUUUCAUGCUGCUUCCUCACACGGCAAAUAUUGCACCACUUUGAUCAAGCUGGAAUUUCUUUCGCAGGGAGCAAUUCUAAAAUAGAGACCUUUAGAUUUGUGAGCAUGGACGACUCAGAGGUUUUUUUGCUUCUUCUCAGAAAAUAGUAAGCCCGGAAAGUUUUAUUGCAAGUUAGAACGGUAUUUUUAUUGAAGGAGUUUGAGCCUUCUCCCGAUCGCAGAGUGAUAAAACUCCUAACAUUUGAUAACUUAUUUCCGCCUCCAUGACAUUCUCGCUAAAAGGUAUAGUAGAAUGACCGCGGCUGUCACGUUUUCCCGCCAAAAUGAUGUUGGCUCACGCCACGCACUUCUUGCCAUUGAGAAAAUCUCUUCCUUGUAGCCGUCCUCGUCUUAGAAUCUAAAGGUCACUAUUGAGAAACACUAUUAAUCUAGAAAUGAUUACUAACUGUAGUACUCUAUUUCCUGUAGGGUAAUACCUUCAAUACCAGUGAGAGUAAGAAGAGACGUCAUCGCAAGCGUAAAGGGUCUAGUACACCUGAACUUCUGCCUGAUAGUCCUUUCUAUGAAACGUCCAACGGACCCGAGCCUUCCCCUGAAAGUCAUUCUAGUGCUGACGCGCCUAGGUCAGCGGGUGUUGUCAGUCGUACAGCGGGGCUGCUUUUCUCGAGUGCUCGUGGGUUCUUUGGUCGCCUUCACAAUCCAUGGAAACAAGCAAAACCCUCGACUGUGCAUAGUGAUCCCAAUGUAUCCGCAAGAAGCGAACUGAGCCAAGCGAGCAAAAGCUCGCCGAGACCAGAUAAUCCGGGUUUAUCCCGAGCAAAGAGUCUGGAGUUAGUUCCUGAAUACAUCAAUUCAAAAACCUGCACCACCACCACCAGCAGCACCGACCCUUUCUUCCGAGUUUGGCGUGAUGUUGAAGCGCCCACCAGAUUUUUAUUACCCUAA